UCGACUUCCAAGCACAGCGAGAACACCACAGAGCCAGGAAAAUAACUUGCCUGUGGGAAAUAAUUCCGCUCGCUGGAUAACCCAUGGGCGCUUCAGGACAGCCUGCCUCAGUACUUCCUUAGAGGCGAGCACGGAGCUCAGACCUGACCCUCCUUCUCUGGGGUAAUCCGAGCUCUCCUGCCCACCUGCCGGCGUGAAGUUCUGGAUCCGCUAGCAAGAUGACUUUGUGGAACGAUGUACUGCCUUUUUACCCCCAGCCGCGGCAUGCCGCCGGCUUCAGCGUCCCGCUGCUCAUAGUCAUUCUAGUAUUCUUGGCCUUGGCCGCCAGCUUCCUGCUCAUCUUGCCUGGGAUCCGUGGCCACUCGCGCUGGUUCUGGUUGGUGAGAGUUCUUCUCAGUCUGUUCAUAGGUGCAGAAAUUGUGGCUGUGCACUUCAGUGGAGAAUGGUUCGUUGGUAGAGUCUGGACCAACACAUCCUACAAAGCCUUCAGUGUGGCCCGUGUUCAAGCCCAUGUUGGUCUGCACGUGGGCCUCGUGGGCAUUAAUAUUACACUCACAGGGACCCCAGUGCAGCAGCUAAAUGAGACCAUUGACUACAAUGAGCAGUUCACCUGGCGUCUGGACGAAGACUACACCAAGGAGUACGUGGACGCGCUGGAGAAGGGGCUGCCAGACCCAGUGCUAUACCUGGCGGAGAAGUUUACACCGAGCAGCCCUUGCGGACUGUACCACCAGUACCACCUGGCAGGACACUAUGCUGCAGCUACGCUCUGGGUAGCGUUCUGCUUCUGGAUCCUCUCCAACGUGUUGCUCUCCAUGCCUGCCCCACUUUACGGAGGUCUGGCGCUUCUGACCACCGGCGCCUUCACGCUCUUCGCUAUCUUCGCCUUCGCUUCGGUCUCCAGCGUGCCACUCUGCCGGUUCCGCCUGGGCUCCUCUACGCUUAUGCCUCACUAUGGCGCCGCCUUUUGGGUCACGCUGGCAACCGGCAUCCUGUGCCUCCUCCUCGGAGGGGCGGUGGUGAUUCUCCACUACGCUGGGCCCAACGCUCUUCGCAUCUUUCUGGACCAAAGCGUCAGGGACUGCAGUGGACAGGAGAAAAGGCGCUCACCUCUCGUCCUCAACAAUCCACUGCACAAGCAGUUCGGGGCCCCAAACUUAAGUAUCACUACUAAUCUAUAAAAGGAACUCGACUCCAGACUCCUAACCC
This is a messenger RNA of Marmota monax (woodchuck), 1209 nucleotides long. It is a transcript of the gene Duoxa2, whose product is annotated as dual oxidase maturation factor 2. The transcript has 6 exons. The record is from RefSeq and is a predicted model, not a curated record. The coding region runs from base 219 to 1181 and encodes 320 amino acids. Lineage: Eukaryota; Metazoa; Chordata; Mammalia; Rodentia; Sciuridae. Gene Ontology annotation, cellular component: endoplasmic reticulum membrane. Gene Ontology annotation, biological process: protein transport.